Messenger RNA from Pisolithus orientalis, 2022 nucleotides. RefSeq names its product GH3 auxin-responsive promoter-domain-containing protein. The record is from RefSeq and is a predicted model, not a curated record. Gene Ontology annotation, molecular function: acid-amino acid ligase activity. Bases 334 to 2022 code for a protein of 562 amino acids. Gene Ontology annotation, cellular component: cytoplasm. The transcript is spliced from 10 exons. NCBI's taxonomy places the organism in Eukaryota, Fungi, Basidiomycota, Agaricomycetes, Boletales, Pisolithaceae.
AAGUCCUCGUGAUCACCGCACUCAAGUCACUGUCAGUACUCUGCGACCUCGUUCAAUUUAUGCAGUGGCUACGAUGCAAGUCUUAUCACGCACUCGAAGAAUUGCAUUUGCUCGAAUGAGGCUUCAGUUCAAGCCAAAGUGGAUAGUGGAUUACCCUCCACCUUAACCGAACAACUUGAUCGCCGUGCAUCUUCCUCGCGCCAGUGACGAGAGUGCACUAGUAGUCAUCAAAGGAACCAUCAACCCGUGCUGAUAUCUAUAUAACCACAUUCAUGUCAAGCGUCUCUUAAAACCAUCAAACCAGUCGCGAGCAAUCCGGAUCUCGAGCUACCAAUGUCUACCAACACGGUACACUUGAUUACUGCCUUGACUCCCGAGCUUGAAGCGAUUCUGAAAGAGGACACGGACCGUCGUUUGAGGAACCUCAUAGCGGCCAACAUCAAGACACGUUAUGCUCGUAGUUCCUCCCAACUCUCAAACUUCCGUCUGGCUAUCGAAGAUAAGGAUGUACAGAACGACGAAUCGAUCCUCUCGGACUUCCGUCAACUCGUCUCUCCCACAGACUACGAGUCUUACCGCCCGUAUAUGAUGAUGUUGAAUUCCCGCCCUUGCAAGUUGUCCGAAGUCGAGAACAUGCUUGCACCAGGGCUUCCUAUUUAUAUUCCCCUCUCAAGUGCCACAACGCAGAAGAAGCCCAAGCAGUUUGCGAAGUACUUUCGAUCUCAGCCCUACUCCCCCAAUCCCUCUCCAUUCCACGUUCGAGCUAGUUCGCUCAUGUUCACCUUAGCAUACAGAGACUCGAUAGAGGUCGUAACAGAUUCUGGGGAAGUCGUGAUGAGGAUUCCUGUUUGCAACGAGUCGACUGGGUUGACACGUACACAAAACAAUUGGUCCAUCGAAACAGAUGGCACUCGCAUGGCGUCUAUCAUUCCAGGUCACACGGCUCCGUGGGCCACAGGGUUUAUCAUCCACUAUCGGUCUUUUUUGUUGAUCCACGCACUCUUUGCUUUGGCGAAUCCAUCCCUGGAGGGGUUUUCUGUGACAUUUAUACCUAUUCGGAAUGGGAUCGUCCCAGAUUUCGAUCAGAUAGACCACGUCCGUCCUUACCUGCAGCUUAACAUGGGUGCAGACCCACAGCGAGCAGACGAGCUUCAGAACAUAGGACCUCCUCUCUCGCCCCCUGGAUGGGCCCAGCACGUUUGGCCAAAUCUGAAGCUCCUUACAGGCGUUUGUAGCGGUACAUUCGCCGCGUCGUUACCGCAGGCAAGGUCAAUCCUUGGACCAAACGUAAUCAUCCAAAACCCUUUCUAUAUAUGCACGGAAUGCCUCAUAGGUAGAACCCUCAACUUCGAGGAUACAGAGACUUUCGUUGUUUCAACCGACGACCUCAUCGAGUUUCUUGACAUGACAGAAGAGCGGCCACAUGGACAUGGACAAGUACUUCAAGCGUGGGACCUUCAACCGGGAAAGUUCUACCAGCCUGUGUCAACGACCCAUGAUGGGCCAUGGAGAUACCUUAUGGACGACGUCAUCCAGGUCGCCGGGUUUGACCCACGCGACGGGUUGCCGGUAUUUAGGUACUCUGGACGGAAGAAUCUAGAGCUCCAGCUGCCGCAUGCCAUGAUCACAGAAGCCGAUCUUGUCAGCGUGAUUCAUGCGAUUAGUGGAGAGGAUACCGUGGAAGUGCAAGAGUUUACAGCAGUCGUUGAUGACCGCAAGUUCCCCCAGACAGUCGGAUUUUUCAUCUCAGUCACGGGUGACAUAGGUCCCAAUGCGAAAUCCACAAGACAGAAGGCAUUCGCAGCUCUAGUUGCGACAAGUGACAAACAUCAAAUUGCAUUCGACACCAAUGAAUUUGGUUUGCCCACAAUCCGCAUUGUGAAGCCCGGAACAUUUGCAGAUUAUCGGCGGUGGCGAGGAGAAAGUACGAAGGUUGGCGUUGGGCAGAUCAAGCUUCCCUCUGUGCUCUCCGACCCUAAGGCCCAAGAGUGGAUGUCGGAGAGGAUCAUGUUGGAGCCCUGA